Phytophthora sojae is the source of this 219-nucleotide messenger RNA. RefSeq lists its product as hypothetical. The record is from RefSeq and is a predicted model, not a curated record. The coding region runs from base 1 to 219 and encodes 72 amino acids. NCBI's taxonomy places the organism in Eukaryota, Oomycota, Peronosporomycetes, Peronosporales, Peronosporaceae. The transcript has a single exon.
AUGAAGUUCUUCCUCGCCCAGGUCUUGGCGGCAGUGGCGCUAUUGACUAGCGGCACUGUUGCGGACGCGGAGCCAACUGAUCCGAACGGUGGCGAUGGCGGUAACCUGCAAUCACUCUCCCUGAAGCCUGGCGAGUACUUCAAGUGCAUGGAGGUGCACUGGGGCUCGCAUGUGCGCAAAACGCGAAUCUCGCAGUAUGAACAGGACGCUCGCCGGUGA